Pseudopipra pipra is the source of this 1192-nucleotide messenger RNA. RefSeq names its product FA core complex associated protein 24 (gene FAAP24). Gene Ontology annotation, cellular component: Fanconi anaemia nuclear complex. Gene Ontology annotation, biological process: interstrand cross-link repair. The record is from RefSeq and is a predicted model, not a curated record. Gene Ontology annotation, molecular function: chromatin binding. Bases 471 to 1118 code for a protein of 215 amino acids. The transcript is spliced from 5 exons. Lineage: Eukaryota; Metazoa; Chordata; Aves; Passeriformes; Pipridae.
GGUUCUGUGAUUCUGUGUUUGCAGCAGUACUGUCUUGUCUGUGGUGUCUCCUCAAAUCAUGCCUUGGCCUCCCAGACUCCCAGUUGCCCCUGAAGCCAGAACAGCAUGUAAGGCUGGCAAACCUGACAAUAAUCUCUUCCAGCAAUUCCCUUCUAAUAAUGUGUCUGGAGACUCCCACCAGCUGUGGCUGGAGGUGCCUCUGGAGUCGGCUUUGCAAUUCCAGGAGACUUUCUCCCAGGAGGGUGGAUGAAGGCGUGGGAGAGGCAGUGUGGGGUUUUCCACCGUCCCUGUGUUUUAAUUCAGACAUUUUUCAGACUUGGUGUAAAGCUGGAAGUGGAAUUUGAAGCCAGCAGCCUAUGUUCAGGUGAACAGAGCUGCUGACUGGUUUUGAUAUGCUAACCAUAACUGUAAGGAGUCUUGGGGAAGGAGAGAAGUGUUGCUACUGAAGUAAAGAUUUGAAAGGAGGCCUGAUGACAACAAAAGCAAACUUCCCUGUGACAGCAGGAUCUGUAGUUGUCCCUUAUGGUCAUGUAAUUGGAAAUGAGAAGUGGAGAGGGUCAGAGGUAGGCCAAAGGCUACAAGGGAAAGUCAGACUCAUCUUUGAAGAUGGCUUGGGACUGGUGGACUUUCAUCUUUCCAACAGAACUUGCAUUUUAUAUAUUUCUGAAGCAGAUUUGGUUGCAGGGGAUGAAUUCAAACGAAGAUUGGUGAGGUUUAGAAAUGCCAGCAAUCUCAGGGGACUUGUAAUUGUAGAGAAAACCCAAAUAAGUGAUCAGUACUUCUCAGCAGUACAAAAACUCGUUGUACUCGAACUUGGAAUGGUGUUGCUUCCUGUGGCAAAUCAAGGAGAAGCUGCUCAGCUCAUUGUUCAGCUGGUGCGGGAGCAGAGCCGGGAUCAGGGCACCAACCCCUUCCUGCGCAAGCAGCGACCUCAGCUGGCAGAGCCAGCGCUGUUCCAGACAGCGCAGCACAUCCCGGGAGUCGGGAAAACAAAAGCUCUGCUUCUCCUGCAGCACUUUGGGAGCAUCCACCGGCUUUGUAACGCGUCCAUCAGCGAGCUGGAGCAAGUAGUUGGACAAACAGCAGCACAACAAAUUCAUGCCUUUCUCUGUUCCUGACAGGCUAUUUUGCAAAGACAGACUUUUUGUAUGGGUUUUUUUUCUUGUGAAUAAUAAACUUUUGGUUUUAAUAA